Molecule: messenger RNA, 1044 nt
Organism: Capsaspora owczarzaki ATCC 30864
Lineage: Eukaryota; Filasterea; Ministeriida; Capsasporidae
Exons: 1
Coding region: 102-929 (275 amino acids)
Source: RefSeq, a predicted model, not a curated record
UAUUCAAUCAACACACACUUUUUUGUGAUUGAACUAACACGGCUACAACACACGGUAGCUGCAUCUCACAACAAAACAUCGCAUAUCCCCACGCACCAAAAAUGCCGUCUCAGGGCCAGUUGCUGCACAAGGCUUUCGAGCAGGCCAAUCUGCCGCUCACCAUCACCGCAACUGCGCGCGAAUUCGCUUGGGGCGCUCGCGAUUCGACCUCCUUCUUGAUGGACAUCCGAAACACAAAGGGACUCGGCAAGAACGAGUUCAAGCAAAAGUUUGUCGCCUACCUGGGCGAUGGCACCGACCUCCAGGUUACCAACGUCGAUCCGGCACUCCACCAACUUGUGCUGACCGUGCAAGAGCCCGUGCGCGAAAUUGUCACGGUUCGCCGCGAGUGGAUGAUGAUGGAGCGCCGCUAUAUCGAGCAUACCGACCGGCAAUGGACGACCGGAAAUCUGCAUUGCCACCUGGUCGGCGUUGACGAGGGCCACUUGUUCUUCUGCGAGCUCCCAAACGUCGUCUCCACCGUGCACCAAGCUCACCAGCUCCUCCGACCCAAGCAGCUCGUUAACAAGCCCAAGACUGCCUUCAAGCGACAGGGCGAGUGGUUUUUGGUUCCCGUGCCCGUGUCGGAGUGCGCCAAAAUCCAAGAAGCAGCCACACCAGUUGCUCCGGCCCCCUUUGAGCCAUGGGGAAGGGCAGUUCCUAACGUUCAAACUCACUAUCGCAAUACUGCGCUUGGCGUGCACAUCGGCCGCGGUCCCGGCCGUGGACAUGUCGCCGACGAGAUUGUUGUGUAUGGCGGUCGCGAGUUUGCUCGUGGCAAGCUGCAGCAUCCCGACCACGUGCCGCGGCAUCUCAAGGACUGGCACGAAGUGCUCCGAAACCAGGAGAAGACCUCGAAUGUUCUCAAGCACACCAAUUGGAUGGACUGAAGAGAGGAACUCGUUGUCAGUUGUCCGUUGUCGUUGAAUGUUAAGGAAGGUUAAGUGUUGUUGUUGCUUCAUUGUAAAUAAUACCAAUCACCCAUUAUCAAGCUUUGUGGAUCGA